UGUGAGAACUGCCGUGCUGAUAAGUUCGCCGGCCGCUCCGAAGACGAGCCCGCCGGCCAGGCCAAUGUCAAGUUCAUCGGCCGCUCCGAAGACAGACCUCUCAAGCCUGCCGGCAGUUCCUCAGUCAAGCACGCCAGCCGCGGCUCCCACAAGCCCGCCGGCUGCUCCUGAGUCAAGCCUGCCAGCCCCGGAGAUCGCUCCAGUGUCGGCUCCAACCCCAGAGCUCGCUCCUGUUCCUGAGUGUGGCCCACGGAGGGCUCCUGUCCCCGAGUGUGGGCCACGGAGGGCUCCUGGUCCCCGAGUAUGGCCCACGGAGGGCUCCUGUUCCCCGAGUAUGGCCCACGGAGGGCUCCUGUUCCCCGAGUAUGGCCCACGGAGGGCGCCUGUUCCCGAGUAUGGCCCACGGAGGGCUUCAGUCCCCGGUUAUGGCCCACGGCGGGCCUCGGAGCCCGAAAUCUUCCCCAACAGAGAGUUUGCUUCAUACAUUCACUUCAACAGCAAUAAAUUAAAGAGAUAA
Molecule: messenger RNA, 517 nt
Organism: Sinocyclocheilus grahami
Lineage: Eukaryota; Metazoa; Chordata; Actinopteri; Cypriniformes; Cyprinidae
Product: atherin-like
Exons: 3
Coding region: 65-517 (150 amino acids)
Source: RefSeq, a predicted model, not a curated record